Molecule: messenger RNA, 740 nt
Organism: Nilaparvata lugens (brown planthopper)
Lineage: Eukaryota; Metazoa; Arthropoda; Insecta; Hemiptera; Delphacidae
Product: general odorant-binding protein 19a
Exons: 7
Coding region: 177-608 (143 amino acids)
Biological process (GO): sensory perception of smell
Molecular function (GO): odorant binding
Source: RefSeq, a predicted model, not a curated record
UCUGUCCAAUAAAAGCCACCAACUCUAUUCAAUUUCACAUCAGAUUCGCGUCGAAUAAGGCACAGUGCUCUCAAUAGACUACCACCUCUCUUUCAAACUAGGAUCAAUUUUCUCAAAGUUAUCAACAUUUUUUGAUAAAUUUCCAGUUGGAAGUCAUCUAGGAAAGAAAAUUCACCAUGAAGUGUCAAAUUGUGUUAGCUGCUCUCGCCCUUGCUACAAUUUGUGAAGUCGGUUAUGCGGGACUUACACCAGACAAAUUGAAAGAGCUCAAACCAUUGAUUGACACCUGUAUCAAACAAUCAAAAGUUGAAGAAGAUACUCUAGGAAAACUUCAUAAUGGCCACGAGAUUCCAAGCUCACAAUCAGGAAAGUGCUUUAUUGCCUGCAUGGCUGAACAUAUGAAGCUGAUGAAAGACGGAAAAUUUGAGCCAGAAAUGACAAUGGAAUUCAUCGACAAAAUGGUGCAAGACAAAGAUAAGGCUGCCGAAAUCAAGAAAGCCCUUGGAGAGUGCAUCAAGAGUGUACCAGAAGGAGACAAAUGCGAAAUGGCAGCGGGGCUAGCCACAUGCAUGAAGGAUCAUCAUGCUGAGCUUGCUGGUAUGAACUGAUGAUUUAUCUCUCAACUUCAAAAUUAUCUUCAUCAGUGAUAACUUCUUAUUUCAUUUUCUGUAACAACUUAAUAACUGCUAGAACUGUUGAUAAAUUCUGUUAAUGUUUGAAUAAAACCUUUGAAACCACUA